Molecule: messenger RNA, 864 nt
Organism: Menidia menidia (Atlantic silverside)
Lineage: Eukaryota; Metazoa; Chordata; Actinopteri; Atheriniformes; Atherinopsidae
Source: the annotation of a GenBank genome assembly
UUUUACCGAACGUACAAGACACCGGAAGUUCAGCGGUCGCUCUGCUCGUGUGGCUCCAUGUUGACUACAGUUUAUUUCCCAGAAAAAUAUUAAAUUGUAAAGAUUCACCGGGGAGAUAUACGAUCUUAAUCUUUUUUUAGAAUGUCCGACAACGAAGACAACUUCGAUGACGGAGAUUUUGAUGACGCCGAGGAGGAUGAAGGAUUAGAUGAUCUGGAAAACGUGGAAGAUGAGGAUCAGGAGAACGUGCAGAUCCUGCCUGCAGGAGAAGGCCAGCAGGCGAAUCAGAGGAGGAUCACCACAUCGUAUAUGACCAAAUACGAGAGGGCAAGGGUGCUGGGGACACGAGCUCUCCAGAUCGCGAUGUGUGCUCCUGUGAUGGUGGAGCUGGAGGGAGAAACUGAUCCUCUACAGAUAGCUAUGAAAGAACUGAAGAGCAGAAAGAUCCCCAUAAUCAUCCGCAGGUACCUUCCAGACGGGAGUUAUGAGGACUGGGGCUGUGAUGAGCUCAUUAUAACCGAUUAAUUCGACCACAGUUUGCACUGAAGGAGCUAUCAGUCAUACCUGCUCCAUCAUCACAAAGUGUGACAGUUAUUGCUUCCUGAUUUCAGGUGAAGUAGUGAGUACAAUGAGUUGUAAUUUUUUUAAUUGCAGCGUUAUAUGUAGGAGGCCCCGUAGAUUUAACUUCUGUCUACCACUUCUUUUUCUUCUUUUAUUUUUUCAAAAAAGGAUCCUGUGUUGUAACUGUUCCAUACAUUGUUUUUGAAAAGCGAUGGUUUGUGUAAAAGAUCUGUUCUUAUUAUGACUAUUAAUAAACUUCUUUUGUAUAAAUCUGUAAUUUAUUUCUCAAAAAAAUACUUACAG